Adineta steineri is the source of this 473-nucleotide messenger RNA. NCBI's taxonomy places the organism in Eukaryota, Metazoa, Rotifera, Eurotatoria, Adinetida, Adinetidae. The record is from the annotation of a GenBank genome assembly.
AUGCCACAUCGUAUGCGCAAGAUUGUAUCGAGAUGUCGACCACCAUUCAUUAGAAGACGUCAUAAACGAUAUACAGUUGAUAUUACUCAUGAUUGCCCAAAUAACAACAUUGAUAAUAAUUCUAAUUCAAAUACUACCGAUAAUGUUUAUUCAACGGAUGAUUGGGGUCCACAUGUAAUAUCUUCACCGCAAUUAGCAGUCAAUUCUACAAAUAACGAUCUCGAUAAUCAAUCUGUUUCAUCAACGCCGACUAAUUCAGCAAUAUUUAAAACAAUGCAAAAUACAGCUAGUUCAUCAAAUUUAAGUACUAUUGGUACUGGUAUUGUACCACCAGCAAUGCACACUCAACAAUCGCAAUAUAUGCAAUCAACAACACCAUUAGCUGUCAAUGGAAAAGAUGAAAUACGUGGAUGGUUAUAUAAAUGGACGAAUUAUUUAAAAGGUUAUCAAAAACGUUGGUUUGUAUUACAAUC